This is a messenger RNA of Branchiostoma belcheri (Belcher's lancelet), 2245 nucleotides long. RefSeq lists its product as uncharacterized. NCBI's taxonomy places the organism in Eukaryota, Metazoa, Chordata, Leptocardii, Amphioxiformes, Branchiostomatidae. The transcript has 3 exons. The record is from RefSeq and is a predicted model, not a curated record. The coding region runs from base 827 to 2005 and encodes 392 amino acids.
GGUCUGGUACCAAGCUGAACCGCCUGCGUGUGAAAAAAAAAAUUGUUUACCGUGAAACCCCGACAACGCGUCACACCGCAUUCAAACUGAAUCAACUGACGUAUUAAGUCACCCCAUCCGCGGGGGAUAUAUAUCCUGCACUGUAUUCAGUACCCCGGGCAGUUCUUCAUUUCACCGCGCAACAUCAUCCGAGAUCUACGUCGUUCCAUUUACGUAGACGCGACGCCCCUAGAGGGCUUGUACGUCAGAGCCGUUUGUCCAAUGGGAGCUCGCGCAACAGGCGUUUCAAACGCAGCGUUGUCGUAACGGCGAGCUAAUUGAGACGUCUGUUUGUGGCCAGGGAAGCGGAGAGUCCCUCACGUGGAGCGGCACGCCAACUGUAGCAUCUUCUACCUGCCGGGGGCACUUCCUGCGUGGGCGGACUAUAGGAUUCACCUUUAAAAAUACACAUCAUCGAUCCGGCUAAGAUCCUGCUGAUUUACUGGAGUAACGAGAAGCACGGUCGUGCGGAAGCGGCGGCGCUACAGAGAUUUUAUUCGCAGCUUUCAGAACGCACGUCCGUUCGUUCCAGUCCGAGAGCUGAGCUGUCCAGACGCGAUAAAACGCUGUGUGUUGAGUGGAAAAAUAGGAGACAGAACAUACUAGAUUGUUACGCCGAAGGGAGGUCAUACCGGCUAUAUAGGACCUAAAAAGGACUGACUGUACCAGUGCGGCACCGCCAUACUCUGCAGAGUGGCUGUCAACACAGAUACAGAUACUACAGGCCGCGGAAACAUCUAUCUGCAGAACGUAUCAUCCUCCGCACUUUGCUGGUGAGGGGUUCAGUAUGGGGCUGGGCACCAGCAGAGGAUGUUCCGGCGCCAGAACCAGAACAACGCGGAUACAGUCUACAACAGUCACACAGGUCAUGUGGUCGAAUGCCCUUCCGGGGAUUGCCCUCGCCAGGGGACUGCCGCGCAGCCCCACCUUGCGACCUCUGCCUGAACACCAGCCGUCUCUGCCCGGGGCCGCUCCCGCCACCUCCAUCAGCCCCGCCACUCCCCGCAAGUCCGUGUCCCACCCGCCGGGCAGACGCACUUCAACCACCUGCUCGAUCUCACUCUCCCAGCAAAACUCCAUGGAGCGUCCCGUCCCAACUCCGCAGAACUCCAUGGAAUCGGACAAGUCCUCGGAGCGCCAGCCAAGUACAGAGGCGGACCCACGCGUACUGGAAGCGGCGCUGGUGUGCGGAGACAUCCGGCUCCCCAACCUCCCUACCGGCGAGGCCGUCACCAACCCCGCCGCUAAAAACAUCGCCGGCGUGCCGAAAAUAAACCUCCUCGCGGGGGAGCCGACCUUUAACAACUUGAAAACCUUCACCAAGAAACUCAUGAACAACACAAAAAAGAACGUCACGGAGAAGGAUAACAGAAAGGACAGUGUGUUUGGGGAUGAAGACUCCUCUGGGCCUUCGGAACCAAAAAACGUCGCGACCAAAACGAGAAGAGGAACUUUGACCCGACAGGCCUCGGUGACGUCACAGACCAGUAAUAUCUCCGUGGAGGUGGAGACGGCGGUCAGGCGGAUGGGGCGCAGGCGCAGUAGCGAUUCCAAACUACAGAGGAAGAUUUCUGUCACCAUGCAGGGUGACGGCACAGGCGGUUUCAGCCAGCUGCGGGAAGUCACAGUUGACGGGGAUGUUAUCCCACUAGGCUUCCCUCCAGGCGCCUUGAAGUAUGGCGGCGCGCCCUCCGUGCCGUGCAGCCGGAGCUCCUCCAUCUCCCUCACGGUCGACGCGGACUUCAACCCCGAGGAGCUGGGGAAGGGAGGUGCGGUGGGAGGGAAGUCUAAACCCCCGCUGACCCGCCGACACUCCUGCCUGGUCCUGCUGAAGCAAGGUGAGAUGAAGAAUGGGAAGGGCGGCAGGAAGAAGCCCCUGGUCAGACGACACUCCGAGCUGGCUGUCAUGAUGGAGGCGGACGGACAUGACAUCGAGAUAGAGGCGAGAGGCCCGGUCUUUGAUUGAUUGAAUCAAAUAUACGGAUGUUGAAAACAACGUUAACUGGCAGCUAGCUCGCUGAUUGGACUGAUGGACCGAUCCUGACUGUCCAUCAACCAAUGAUAACACGGCAGUUAGUAGUUGGACCAAUGAGAGAGUAGCUGCACAAAUAUUUGCAUUUUUAUGUUUUGACCGAGUUAGUCUGGACUAUAGGAUCAGCCCAUUGAGGGACAUGUAGGUAGGUACACAGGCGCACUGCAUUCUGAC